Caenorhabditis bovis is the source of this 1137-nucleotide messenger RNA. NCBI's taxonomy places the organism in Eukaryota, Metazoa, Nematoda, Chromadorea, Rhabditida, Rhabditidae. The record is from the annotation of a GenBank genome assembly.
AUGGAAGAGCCGAACAAAAAUGAGAUGACCCAAGAAAUGGGAAUCGUGAAAGAAUCGAAAUCAAAUGUGGUCCUUUUGGAGCCGACGUACGAAAUUCGAGAAACGCACGCGAAUAAUGCCGAACAAUUGCCGGAGAAUGUUCUAAUCGGCGAGGAUGACGACGAACAACUUCCAUCAUCAUCUCAAGAUGUUCAAUGCGAUGUGAUGGACCCAUUCUUCUACACUUCCGUCAAUAUCGACGAGGUCAAUCGCGAUCACACAUUGUGCCAUCAUUGCGGCGAGGAUUUGACGAAUCGUCGCUUCUACAAUCAUUUAUUCGAUCAUCACGGAUACACAAAACAGCAGCUUGAUUUGAUGAAGACACAAAAAAGGAUUGAAAAUGCGAAAAAGAAGAAAAAAGAGCUCAGCUUAUUUAUUUGCGAUUGUGGAACGCAAUUUGUCUCAAAAAAUGGAUUAGUGAAGCAUAAACUGCGUUGCCACGAAAUCGACGCCGAUGAGAAAAUGAUAACUGCAAGUGUUGACAAUAUAGUUUGUCCGAGUUAUGCAUGCGAGAAAAACUUCACCACAUAUCUCGACCUCGCGAUUCAUGUCGAUUCGGCGCAUCGCAAUUUGGUCACAAUUUCCGAUGCAUUUCGUAUUCGACGAGUAUUUUUUCAGGAUAAAACGAGUUUUUCAAAGUGGAAGCGUGAUAUGGAAAAAAUCACACGUUCGGAUUUUUUUCUCAGGACCACUCAAAAAGUCACAUAUGCUCAAAAAACGGCGCUUUUCAAAUGCCAAUAUUCAAAUUCACGAGGACAGCCAAAAGGAAGACGGUGUGAGCAAUGCCCAGCAUUUAUUAGGACUUGCGAGCGUCAUAGUGGACGAAUUGAAGUUGUCGCCUGCUUCGGACAUCUUGGCCAUGAGCAUGAGACAGAAACCGCCGAAGCGAAAGAGCUCCGAGAGAUCAAAUGGCAAGAAAUCGAGCAAAAGGCGAGAGAGGAGAACAUUCUUGAGGAAUCCGAGCAAAACGUUGUUGCCACUGACGAUGUUCUAGUUGUUGUCGAUGAAGUGCCGAACGCGCCGAUGCCAUCAUUGAAGCGCCCAUGCGUCGAUGAGCACCAGCAGAUCGCUGAUAUGAAAUCGGCUAGACAUUAUUAG